UGCAUCUGGAACAACCGACGGAAAGAAAAAGAAACGGUGAUUUCUGGGGACAAAAGGUUCCCCGGAGGGUAUUAUUUUGUGGGGGGGAAAAACAAAACAAAACUUCUAGAGUUCGAUGGUACUACUAAUAAAAUAUGAAAUCAAAAUCUGAUUACUCCAAUUCUCCCUGCUUUGUCUUCAUCUUGUUGACACACAGUCACACACUGCCAAAACUCCCCCCUUUCUCCCCCUUUUAUUGCUUUUUCCAACACUUUCCGCAUUUACAAACCGGCCUUUUGUACUCCUUUUGGCGUUUUUUUUUUCCUUCCCUCAACCGGAUCUUUUGAUCCUUGAUCAAUGCCCAAACGGCUUUCGUCUGUUUUCCUUCUCUUCUUUUCUACCAGCUUCUUUGGAGUUAAAAAGUUCUGAUCUUUUGAGACUCCGGAAUGGUGACCUUGAAAGUAGGAACUAGGCCGCCGUGGGUUGGGCUUGGGGUUUCAGCUUGGUUGCUGAUAGCAUCUGGGAAUGCUGCCACUUUUCCACUCUAUUCUCAUUCCCUCAAAUCAAUCCUGGGUUUUAAUCAGCAUCAACUUACCCUGCUUGGAGUUGCCUGUGAUAUAGGGGAAAACAUGGGCCUUGUUCCGGGUAUUGUAUGCAACAAGUUUCCACCUUGGGUUAUCAUCUCCGUUGGUGCUUUUUCAUGCUGUUUUGGUUAUGGGGUCCUCUGGCUUGCUCUUACUCGCACUGUUCCUACAUUGCCUUAUUGGAUGUUAUGGGUAGCGCUCUGUAUUGCUACAAAUAGCAGUACUUGGUUGAGCACAGCUGUGGUAGUAACAAACUUGAGAAACUUCCCUUUGAGUCGGGGCACAGUUGCUGGCAUCCUUAAAGGUUAUAUAGGCUUGAGUGCCGCAGUAUUUACGGAAAUUUACAGUGCACUGCUGCAUCAAUCUUCUUCCAUGCUGCUAUUAUUCCUCGCAAUUGGCAUCCCUUCACUUUGUUUGGUACUAAUGUGUUAUGUCAGGCCUUGUAUCCCAGCUUCAGGGGAUGAUGCUUCAGUGUCUUCUUAUUUUCUCUUCAUUCAGGCUGCAAGUGUUGUGCUUGGUAUUUGUCUUCUUGCAGCUUCCAUAUUAAACAGCGUGCUUCCUUUGAUUGCUCCGGUCUCCUUAAUGUUUGUUGCAAUAAUGGUUUUACUCCUCAUAACUCCGCUCGUGAUUCCUCUAAAGAUGACAUUGUACCCUUCAAAUAGUGGUGAAUCUGCUUCUUCUAGUGAACCUGAGAAUCUUGUCGUUAGAAACUAUGAAUGGCAGUUUAAGACGGAACCACUUUUAGCACCAUCAUCAUCAUCGGGUAGUUUAAAUGGAAGUGACAGUGUGUCAGAGGUUGACGUGCUUCUUGCUGAAGGACAUGGAACUAUAAGAAAGAGAAGGAGACCAAGAAGAGGUGAAGACUUUACAUUUGCUGAGGCACUGGUCAAGGCUGAUUUCUGGCUUCUGUUUCUUGUGUACUUUGUCGGAGUUGGUUCUGGUGUUACUGUUCUCAAUAACUUAGCACAGAUAGGAAUAGCUCAAGGUGUUGAAAAUACAACUUUGCUGCUCUGCAUCUUCAGCUUCUGUAAUUUUGUUGGUCGUCUUGGUGGAGGCAUUCUUUCUGAAAUUUUCGUGAGAUCAAGAACAAUGCCUAGGACAAUUUGGAUAACAUGUACACAAGUGGUGAUGAGCAUCGUGUAUCUUCUCUUUGCAUCGGCUAUGACUGGUACCCUUUAUGCCGCAACUGCAUUGCUGGGAGUAUGCUAUGGGGUUCAAUUUUCUGUCAUGAUUCCAACAGCAUCUGAGCUUUUUGGCCUGAAACAUUUUGGUAUGAUAAUCAAUUUCAUGUCACUAGGAAACCCUUUGGGUGCUUCUCUCUUCUCAGUUCUUCUUGCCGGCAUUCUAUAUGAUUAUGAGGCAGCAAAACAGCAUCGGAAGUCUUGCAUAGGACCUCAUUGCUUUAGAAUUACCUUCAUGGUUCUGGCUGGAGUUUCUAGUGUGGGAGUCAUGCUCAGUAUAGUUCUAACAAAAAGGAUAAAGCCUGUCUACCAAAUGCUAUAUUCAGGAGGCUCAUUCCGGAUGCCUCAAAAUUCAAAUAAAUGAGAGAACAGGAGCACUGUCCUUAGUAUUUGAGUAACAGAACUGUAAGUUGUGUACAUUUGUACUGUAAUUACUAAGAUUAUAUUGAUCAUUAAUGAAACAGUAUUGGCAUGUAUUACAAGAUGUUAUAGAUAGGAUAGGACUAAUAAAAACUCUUUUUUUUUUAUAUCAUAACUAUUCAAUUAACAAGAGAACCUGAGAAUAUUAAGUUGUUCACCAUUCAUGUUUGUGCUAACUCUCAUAAAGUCAGCACCAACUAACUUUAGAUACUGCGGUAGCUUCAAGAGGCUGUGUCAGCAUCAGCACCAACUAACUUUGAAUAUUUUGGCAACUUCAGUGGAGCCAGUCUAAUUAUGCUUUGAUGAUACACAUGUUCUGUAUUACUUGCAAUAAUAAGAGAGAGACCAGUCAUAUGCAUCUGAACCAAAUUUAAGACAGGAAUUGCCUUUUUUGUUGAAACUGGAAAAAGGUAAGAGGCAUAUGCUACUAGGCAGAGAAAGUUUCCAGUACCUUGCUGUAGGUCCGGUCCUAAGGCUUUUCAAUGGUAGUGCUGCAGAUUGCUGUUGCAUUUUUACGUAACCUCUUUACUUUGGAAAGCCAAAGGUAAACUUUCAAGGUCUAUAGAUUUUAAGUUCGUGAGCUUGUUUAAUGAAUGUGUUUAGAUGUCUAACUCUGUUAGACAAACCUUAGCACAAUGGUAGGAUUGCUUCACUGUGAUCAGACAGGUUUGAAUCUGAAAACAGCCUCUUAGCAUAAGGGUAAGGCUGCAUAGGACGGCCCUUCUGCCAUAUGAAACCAUUGGACUCCAAUCUUUUAGAACAGAAAGUUCAAGGAUUAGAACUUCCAAUCUUAUCUACACUUGUGAAUUUAGGCACGAAUUUAUCACAGAACAUUCAUCAUUUGCAUCAUCUGUGUUGGUUAUUACUUGCAGGGUUGCAGUUGUCUUAACUCUUAAACAAGUUAAAGCACUAAAAUAAUGCUAAAAGAUCUGCACUUCUUUGCGAAGAAAUCUGAUAUUAUGCAGAGUGACAGGGUAAAGAGAAACAACCAAGCCCAAGCAGGCAAGCAUAUAUGAAAUAAUCCAGAUGACUAUAGAAAACUCACGAUUGUUUCUUAGUUAACAUAGUCACGAUUAUGGGCAGAAACAUAAGCCUCUGCCUAGAUGCAAGCUAGAUUUUCUAGUGACUGUAGAUAAUAACUAAAAAGACAGAAAAUCUGCAAAACAAAAUACUGUCUUUUCCCACAGUGGAUCAAUAAGAAGCAGAAAACUUCUGAUCAAGUGGGUUUCAGAUCCUGAAACAUUAAGGACCAUAGUGAAGGACCAUCAUCAACACACCCCACCUUUCUCUCAUAAUAGUGAUUAAGAAUUGGGCUCAAACCUCUUCCAUCCCAUGGAGUUGUUGUUGUUGUUAGGGUAGGACUCCUGGUUGCGAAACCAAACCUUUCUCUUCCUUUUCCAUCAGGUAUUCCGUUAGUACUUGUCCUCAUUGGGCUCAAAUUUGCAAGCAUCCACUUGUCUUGUAGCUUCCCAUCCAGAGGCCCUGAUAUGCUCAAACAUCUAUUGUUCAUCAGCAUCCUCUCCUGUUGCAUUACUCUUCUGUCUAAAGGCCCUGACUUCAUCAUCACAUUCUUGUUGCUUGUUGUGAUCACUGCAGGCUUGUAAUCUUCCUUUGAGCUACUGAGCCUUCUGAGUGCUCCACUCCAGUGACUCGGGUAAGCACACAAGUCUGUUGUCGAAAUCAUUUCGGACUGAGUUGAAUUCUUGCUCUGAUGAAAAGCCCAUCGGCCAACUUUCCUUGUGAAGAGUUUUUUGGUUUUGUUGAAUGCCAACACAAGCUUAGACAACCCAUUUUGGCUCCCUCCAAGUUCCUUCCUAACAAGCUUCAAUAUCUCCAACCGAUGUUUAGCUACAUUGAUGCCCAAACUCUUGAGGAAUUCAUGGUUAAAGUAGACCAGAUCAUCUUUCUCUAGCUCAUUCCUGGUGAAAGCUAAACCAUACUCAUAACUAAUGGAUGGCUCAAGAUUACAUUUUGAUAACCAAGAGUACCAAUCCAUGGUAGCUGGCUUGCUACUGAUCAAUCGCUUAUGUCUGUGUUUCUAUGCUUUAAUAGUUCUUAGUGAGUGAUAUGGACUUAUUGGGAGGUAUAUAUGCAAAUUGAGUGAUUAGAGUCUAUGAAAUUUGGUGAAAAAGGACAUAAAAUGGGGCCAAAAAAGAAAAAGGAAAAAAGAACAAAAAGAUAUUAUGGCCAAAGAGAGGAUGGAUAGAAGAGUUUUUGCUUGAAAGGUAUAUGUGCAGCACACAUGCAUGUGGAGUGGACUGUGGUGGCCCUGUUGGUUAAAACAAUAAUAAUAAUAAUAAUAAUAA
Molecule: messenger RNA, 4470 nt
Organism: Oldenlandia corymbosa var. corymbosa
Lineage: Eukaryota; Viridiplantae; Streptophyta; Magnoliopsida; Gentianales; Rubiaceae
Source: the annotation of a GenBank genome assembly